ACCUUUUUGUUUCUCUUCAAAUCAAGAAGUCAAACGUGCUUGUUCUCUUCGAGCUAAGGCCUGUUGGCGACUUGCACGUCUUAUAAUUAAAAAUGGCAUCCAAGGCUGAAUUAGCUUGUGUAUACUCCGCUCUCAUCCUCGUCGAUGAUGAUGUAGCCGUAACUGGUGAGAAGAUCUCCACCAUCCUCAAGGCCGCUAACGUGGACGUCGAGCCAUACUGGCCAGGUCUUUUCGCUAAGGCUCUGGAGGGCAUCAACGUCCGCGACUUGAUCACUAACAUCGGAUCAGGCGUGGGAGCCGCUCCCGCCGGUGGUGCCGCACCCGCCGCGGCCGCUGGUGGCGCUGCGCCCGCUGCCGAGGCCAAGGAGGAGAAGAAAGAGGAAGAACCCGAAGAGUCCGAUGACGACAUGGGCUUCGGUCUCUUUGACUAAAAAGCUUUAUAUUGAAGCUGCGAUAUUCCAUUGUAAGCUUUAUGAAGCUUGUUUAGUUGUAAGGAUUAAAUGACUUUAUAAUAAAGUAUUUUUCAAAUUGA
Messenger RNA from Trichoplusia ni (cabbage looper), 532 nucleotides. RefSeq names its product 60S acidic ribosomal protein P1 (gene RpLP1). Bases 93 to 431 code for a protein of 112 amino acids. Gene Ontology annotation, molecular function: protein kinase activator activity; structural constituent of ribosome; ribonucleoprotein complex binding. The transcript is spliced from 3 exons. The record is from RefSeq and is a predicted model, not a curated record. Gene Ontology annotation, cellular component: ribosome; cytosolic large ribosomal subunit. NCBI's taxonomy places the organism in Eukaryota, Metazoa, Arthropoda, Insecta, Lepidoptera, Noctuidae. Gene Ontology annotation, biological process: translational elongation; cytoplasmic translation.